AUGGGAUCAUGCUCAUCUAGCCAAAGCGAAGAAGCACAUCGCUCUGCUAAUAUUGACAAGUUGUUGAAGGAGCAGAGUCAUGCUGCGAAACGGGAAGCAAAGAUAUUGUUGCUUGGUGGUGGUGAGAGCGGAAAGAGCACAAUAGUGAAACAGAUGAAGAUCAUACAUCAGAAUGGAUACUCGGUGCAGGAACUACAGGCAUUUAAACCAACAAUAUUCAAAAACAUUACCGAGUCGAUAUUUACAUUGAUUGCUGGUGUGUAUGGGAUGAAUUUGCAGUGGGCUGCUGCUGAGAAUCAGGCUGCAGCAGAACGCCUCACAAAAUCACGUAAAGAAAUGGAACAAAACGCGUCCUUUUCACCACAAAACCUUGACGAUAUGGAAUCGAUAUGGAAGGAUGGGAUACGACAGUCGGUUAUGGAUGCUCAGAAUCACGAGUAUUAUAUUAUUGAUUCUGCUUCCUAUUUCAUGGCCAACAUAAGGAGGAUUUCGGAAACGACAUAUACGCCAACGGAACAAGACGUGUUACGAGCACGUUCGAAAACGGAGGGGAUGAUUGAUACGUUCUUCACAAUGGGUCCUUUGAGGAUACAUAUGUUUGACGUCGGUGGUCAAAGGUCUGAGAGAAGGAAAUGGAUACACUGCUUUGAAGCCGUGACGUCUAUAAUAUUCUGUGUUGCGCUAAGCGAGUAUGAUAUGACGUUGAUCGAAGAGCCUACACAGAAUCGAAUGAUGGAAUCUCUAACACUCUUUGAAUCCGUGGUUAACUCGCGCUGGUUUUUACGAACAUCAAUAAUUCUCUUUUUAAAUAAGGUGGAUGUGUUCAAGGACAAACUCCCACGAAUCCCUCUAUCAAAACACUUUCCAGAAUACACUGGCGGGUCAGACGUAAAUACAGCAGCCAAAUUCAUUCUGUGGAGAUUUUCACAAAUGAAUCGAGCCAAUUUGAAUAUCUUUCCACAUCUGACGCAAGCUACUGAUACUGCUAAUAUAAGGGUUGUGUUUGCUGCUGUUAAACUUACUGUCAUGCAGAAUGCCUUAAAGGAUACCGGAAUACUCUGA
Molecule: messenger RNA, 1062 nt
Organism: Synchytrium microbalum
Lineage: Eukaryota; Fungi; Chytridiomycota; Chytridiomycetes; Synchytriales; Synchytriaceae
Exons: 10
Coding region: 1-1062 (353 amino acids)
Biological process (GO): adenylate cyclase-activating G protein-coupled receptor signaling pathway
Cellular component (GO): heterotrimeric G-protein complex
Molecular function (GO): G-protein beta/gamma-subunit complex binding; G protein-coupled receptor binding; GTPase activity
Source: RefSeq, a predicted model, not a curated record